This is a messenger RNA of Racocetra fulgida, 2177 nucleotides long. NCBI's taxonomy places the organism in Eukaryota, Fungi, Glomeromycota, Glomeromycetes, Diversisporales, Gigasporaceae. The record is from the annotation of a GenBank genome assembly.
AAUCUAAAAAAUUUUUAUUGUCUCAAUCCUCUUCUAAAUCUCUUUCUUCACUUUUGGAACUGCAAUCACACCAUUCAACCUCUUCUCAACAACUUUCUACCAAUAAUAAUGAAAAGAAAAAAGAUCGAAAAUCUCUUCGUAGUCAUACGAUUCCCAAAAUAGAAGUUAAAGAAACAAAUACCAUGCUUAAAGACUAUGAUCCUACCACUGGUAAUAAAAUGAUUAACAAAUAUAUGUUAAUUAAAGAAUUAGGCAGGGGUGUACAUGGAAAAGUCAAAUUAGGAAAAGACAUGGAGUUGGGAGAGUGGGUUGCCAUCAAAAUUGUUGAUAGAGUAACACGUCGUCGUUUGGGCUCACGGAACAAUGAUCUCACUAAUGAACAAAAAAUUAGAAAAGAAAUUGCAAUACUAAAAAAAUGUGUCCACCCACAUGUUGUUAGGUUGAAAGAAGUUAUUGAUGAUCCGAUGAUUAUCGAGUAUAUGGAAGGUGGUGAAAUACAAUGGAAAGAUGAAAACGACCGCCCUGUUAUGAGUGUCGAUGAAGCAAGACGAAUAUUUAGAGAUGUAGUGUUGGAUAUAAAACCUGCCAACUUAUUACUUACCGCCGAUAAUGUUGUAAAAAUCUCGGAUUUUGGUGUAUCACAUUUUAGUCAACGUGCUGCCGCAGUCGAUUUGCAAGGAAAUAAUAAUUCUGCACCUACUCAAGAAGAUAUGGACUUAAUUAAAACUGCCGGAAGUCCCGCGUUUUUUGCUCCCGAGCUGUGUUUUCCCGAUUUGUCACGGGAGAUAAUUUCUAAUUCGAUAGUAACUGGUAAUUCUGGUAAUUCUUCUGAAUCGCUUUUGAAAUCCCAUUCAACUACCAAUUCUAUAUCAGUACGAGGACAACGACCUCCUAUUACCAAAGCUAUCGAUGUCUGGGCCCUUGGUGUUACACUAUAUUGCUUCAUUUUCGGAAGAUGUCCUUUCAUAGCAGAUACGGAAUUUGAAUUAUUUUUUCAUGUUAUACCUAGGCAACCAUUGGAAUUUCCCGAGGAUAUACCUAUUUCAGACAGUUUAAAAGAUUUACUUACAAGGUUAUUGGAAAAAGAUCCACAGAAAAGAAUCACUCUAGGGGAAGUCAAAAACCAUCCAUGGAUAAUCGCUGAUCUUCCAAAUCCACAGAAAUGGCGAGAUGAUACCGAUCCAAAGAAGUAUCAGGCGCUUACGGUUACGGAUGAGGAAGAUCGGUUAAAAAAGAAAAUUCGUAAAAUUUCAUUGUCAUUAGUAGGAAUGUUACGGUCUGGCAAAGAUCAUGAUCUGAAUCAGUCUUUUGAACCAGUUCAAGUGGUUCCUAGUGGAUGCAAACAGAUUAGACAACCUAUAGAUAUAUUCCUUUCCCAUGAUUGGCCUGAAAAUAUAACGAAAUUUGGAGAUGAAAACAGGCUUAAACAAAUAAAGCAAGGUCUUGCACCCGAUAUUGAAAGGAUUAGGCUUGGAAAUCCGUAUACCGAAUUGCUGCUUUAUAAAUUAAAACCAAGGUACUGGUUUGCUGCGCAUCUUCACGUCAAAUUUGCUGCAAUGAUACCUCAUGAUGCUCCACAAAUGGUAACAGCUCCAAAUCCAGAUGAGAUACCUAUUUCUCUUGAUGAAACUGCUAUUAAUAUUAAUCAGAAUGAAGUAGAUGACCCGGAUGAAUUACCUUCUUUCAUCGAUGACGUCGAUAACACAAAUGUUAUUGAGAGUGACGAGACACAAAUCAUUAAUUCCGAGGAAAUAUCAAUCACGAAUGAUGCGGCAGUAGAUUUGACACAAGACUUGGAAAACCUUAAAGAAUUUGUGGCUUCUGCAAUUUCUUCAAAUACACAAACUUCAUAUACUCGUUUUUUAUCACUCGACAAAUGCUUACCUGGUCGCGAAUUUUUACAGGUCUUAGAUUUUCCUGAAGCAAAUGGACCUCUGGAAUUCAGUUAUGAUGAAGACCAAAUUGAUUCCUCUCAAGAAUGGGUUCGUAAUAAUAUUUUGCAAAGAGACUCUGGGCUUUUGAUUCCAAAAAACUUUCUUCCUACAGCACCUGCACAUAAUACCAGUAAUGAACAAGAGUAUGAUUUAAAUAUUCCAUUUUUAAAUCCACAAACCGUUACAUUUACCCAGAUGUUAGAGAUUGAAAACAAGAUAAACCCAAAUGGUCAAACUGUUUAA